CUCGAGGGCAGGGUGUGUAGCGCAGCCCAGCCCAGCCCAGCCCCAAUAUGACACAGAGCCAAAGGGGAGGAACCGAACACCCCCACUCGAAUUAUUAUCACUGAAAAUCACUGAAUUAAACACCGAAGAGCCCCAACAGGGAAUAUAAGUUUUAUAAGAAGCAGAAAAUGUCGUUCAUCCCUGGUCAGCCUGUCACAGCUGUUGUGCAACGGAUUGAGAUUCACAAACUACGGGAUGGUGAUAAUUUAAUAUUAGGAUUCAGCAUUGGAGGGGGAAUUGACCAAGAUUCAAGCCAGAAUCCGUUUUCUGAAGACAAGACAGACAAGGGAAUCUAUGUCACACGCAUAUCUAAAGGUGGACCUGCAGAGGUGGCUGGUCUCAAGAUGGGAGACAAAAUUAUGCAGGUGAAUGGCUGGGACAUGACCAUGGUGACGCAUGAUCAGGCACGAAAAAAACUCACCAGGAAGAAUGAAGAUGUGGUCAGGCUUCUCGUCACUAGAAAAUCUCUGGAGAACGUAGUCCGACAGUCCAUGAUGCAACACUAAUGCAGAUUUGAAAUGCGCUCAUUUGAGCUAAUUGAAUGUCCUUAUUGGUUAAUCACAUGUUCAGAGCAUGUUUUAACUAAUAAAAAACAAACAGCCUCCCUCAGCCAAAGAGUGAUGCCAAGAAACCUUUACACUCAGUAUGGACUAACAAGGACUUCUGUUAAAGAUGAUUUUGACGUAUUGAACUCUAACUGAAUCAGUAUAUGUGUGAAUGAUUGCUCUGAGUACAAUCUAAAGAUUGUGGUUUGCAUUCCAUAAAUUGCUACAUUACUUUAAAUUUAGCUACACUUUAUGCCAAAUACUACUCUUUACCACAUAUACUCUUGAAUGUAUGAGUCUGUGAACUUAUCAUUUAAUUUACAGAUCUCAAGGGCUACAGUGAGUUUUGUUCACCUCUUUUUUUUGUUAACACGUACACAUACUUAUACACCUGUUAAUUAUCGAAUCAAGUGAUGUGGGAAACAGCCAGCAUAUAGUUGUACUUUAAUGACCACUAAUUUUGCUAGUUCGGGAGACCUUUUUGAAUUUUUGUUGCUCUUCAUCUUAUAACUUUGAUUUUGUAUUUAAUUAACACAAUGUUAGCCUAUCAAAAUAUCAUCCUCUGACCAUAGAAAAUGAAUCUGCAUUUGGCACAAUUGAGAACACUGCAGUUUUGUAUUUAGCGAUACUUUUUCCUGUUUUUGAGUGUUUUUUGAUACUGAUUUUUUUGGGCGUUUGAUUGUAUGAGGAUCUAUUUUCACAUAAGCGAAUAAAGGAAUCUUCUUGCA
This is a messenger RNA of Onychostoma macrolepis, 1312 nucleotides long. It is a transcript of the gene tax1bp3, whose product is annotated as Tax1 (human T-cell leukemia virus type I) binding protein 3. The coding region runs from base 168 to 545 and encodes 125 amino acids. Gene Ontology annotation, molecular function: protein binding. The transcript is spliced from 4 exons. The record is from RefSeq and is a predicted model, not a curated record. Lineage: Eukaryota; Metazoa; Chordata; Actinopteri; Cypriniformes; Cyprinidae.